Phlebotomus papatasi is the source of this 1851-nucleotide messenger RNA. RefSeq names its product cytochrome P450 6k1-like. The transcript has 6 exons. Gene Ontology annotation, molecular function: monooxygenase activity; iron ion binding; oxidoreductase activity, acting on paired donors, with incorporation or reduction of molecular oxygen. The record is from RefSeq and is a predicted model, not a curated record. Lineage: Eukaryota; Metazoa; Arthropoda; Insecta; Diptera; Psychodidae. Bases 174 to 1685 code for a protein of 503 amino acids.
UCAUUCGUGAUUCACAUUCCGAAGCAGGUGCGAUAAAAAAUAAUCCAUUGCGUUGCGUAGACCGUUCUUGACAAGCUAUUUCAUCAGAAUUAUUUUUGACACUUGGACUACAUAUUGAGGAGUACUCUGUGUGAAAGAUUCAGUGAAUAGACAAGACAGUCUCUGGGUGAAAUAUGUUACAACUCUACAUUGCCUUGGCCGUUGUGGCCAUCUGUAUCUACUUCAAAUGGACCCUAAGUUACUGGACCAGGAAAAAAGUGGAAGCUCCCCCUCCGUUGCCCAUUGUCGGCAACAUGGGAGAGAUGAUCAUCCAGAAGAAACACUAUGGAGAAGUGUACAAUGAAAUUUACAGAUCCUAUCCAACUGCGAAAUAUGUAGGAAUCUACAAAAUGGGAACACCGGCUGUUCUAGUGCGUGACCUAGAUCUUGUGCGAGAUGUUCUUGUGGCAAAUUUUGCCCAUUUCCACGACAAUGACUUUGAAAUCAACACAACCCUGGAUCCCCUGCUAGCCAAUAAUCCCUUCACAGCCCGUGGGACUGAGUGGAAGAAUAUCCGGAAUCAAGUAAGCCCCCUAUUCACCACAGCUAAAGUCCGGGCAUGCUUCAAUAUCAUGAAAGAAGUUGGAGAUACCCUACUGGAGUACCUUGACAGUAGUCCAGAAAUUAAUCGUUCUGAAGGAGUGGACAUAAAGAAGGUGAUGACUAAAUUCACAACAGACGUUGUAGCUUCAACUGUUUUUGGGGUCAAAGCUCAUGCCUUUGUGGAUCCCAAUUCUGAAUUCGUCCAAAUGUCCAGGGAAUUCUUCGUACCAAGCUUUUUAGGAGCCAUCAAAGGCAUGAUUGCAUUUUUUGCUCCCAAAAUAGCAACGAUUCUUCGUAUCUCUUUCGUCACUGAGAACCUCGAUAGACGUUUGCGAAACCUCAUCAGACAAUUAAUGGCAUCACGAGAGGCCAAUGACAAAAAUGCCCGGAAAGAUUUUGUCCAAGCUUUUGUGGAAUUGAAGAAAAAGGAUCAAGAAAACAGAAUCACCGAAGAUUUGAUCGUGGGACAAGCUGUGACCUUCAUAACGGAUGGAACAGAAACCUCUGCCACUGUCAUGACCUACACGCUUUAUGAGUUAGCACGCAAUCCUGAAGUCCAGAAGAAAGUGCAGGAUGAAAUUGAUCGAGUGAUUGAGGAAAAUGGACAGAUGACUGAUGAGGGAAUUAUGCAGUUGGAUCUUCUAGAUAGAUGCAUCCAUGAGAAUCUUCGUCUUCAUUCUGUGGUCUUCAAUAUGACACGUAUUUGUACAAAACCCUUCGAACUCCCACAACAAUUCCCCAACGAAGGCCAACCCGUAACCAUCAGUGCUGGGACUCCCAUAAUCAUCCCCAUGUCGGCGAUCCACAUGGAUCCUAAUCAUUACGACAAACCCCAUAUUUUUGAUCCUGAUCGUUUCUUGGAUGAAAAAAAGCUGGAGAGGAAUCGAUAUGCUUUUCUAGGCUUCGGAGAAGGUCCAAGGAUUUGCAUUGGGAUGCGUUUUGGGCUGUUCCAAGUAAAAGUAGCGCUGUAUACUCUCCUAUCCAACUACAACAUCAAGCUGGCACCCAAGCAAAAAGUCCCGCCUGAAAUUUCGGUGCAAUCCUUCCUUUUGGCGCCAAAGAAUGGUAUCUGGCUCACACUGGAGAAGAGGCAGAAGUCGUAGGCGCUUCAGUACUUCCACUGGAUUGGCGCACAAACCUCAGGAGUCGUACAAUUGCUGAUGGAGUAACUCCUUGUAUUCGAGAAGCUGCAGCAAUCUGCAUGAGAAAGCAUUGUGAUUUCUUCAGCAUUUACUUAAAACGAAUAAAACAGAGUAUUUUCAGAGAUAA